Metarhizium brunneum ARSEF 3297 is the source of this 6153-nucleotide messenger RNA. RefSeq lists its product as uncharacterized. Gene Ontology annotation, cellular component: plasma membrane; endoplasmic reticulum; cytoplasm. Gene Ontology annotation, molecular function: protein binding. NCBI's taxonomy places the organism in Eukaryota, Fungi, Ascomycota, Sordariomycetes, Hypocreales, Clavicipitaceae. The record is from RefSeq and is a predicted model, not a curated record.
AUGCCUCUAGCUGCACCAGUCGUGACGACUGGCCCGCCCCGGCCGACUGAUCGUGGUGUGCCAGUCGGACUAAAUGAAGCUGCUCUCGACUCACCGACGUUCCGCGCAACCGCCAGCCACUUUACCGAGCAAAUCGAGGCUGUUGAGAAAUGGCUCAAUGGCUACGUGACCUCGACAUCCAAGUUCGCCCACGAGAUCCAGGGGCUCGAAGGUACCAUCAACACAUAUUUGACGAAGACGAUGCCGUCGGCCGCCGACGGAAUCAUUGAGAAUGAUUACGCUUUUCUGGCCUUGAAACGAGUUGGCGAUGGCCAAAGAGAAUGUUGGCAACAGCUAUUAAGCAGCGUUAAGAGAAUGGACACUGCCGUUAUAGAUCCCAUUCGGAACUUUCUCAGUGGCGACAUGCGAAAUUUCAAGGAAAUACGGAGGAUAUUAGAGCAAUCGCAAAGGGCUUACGAUUCAACUCUCGCGAGAUAUAUAGGGCAGUCAAAGACAAAGGAACCCUCGGCCCUUCGGGAAGAUGCUUUCUCCGUAUACGAGAAUCGAAAAGCGUAUAUCCAGGCGUCGCUAGACUAUUGCCAGCUUGCCCCUCAGCUCCGAUUAGCCACGGAUAAACUUUUGGUCAAGGUGUGCAAUGAGAUAUGGAAAGAUCUGACACGAUCGAGAGACGCCGUAGUGAAUGCUACCAGAUGGACCUGGGAAAUGGAUCGUGUACGUGGAUGGGCCAAGGAGAUGGAGGCUUCAGAGGGCGUCUUUCGAACGGAGCUACAAGCUAUGAGAAGGAAGUUGGGAGAGACGACUCUUGAGGGCUUCAAACCUUCGAGGGAGCUCGAAGAUUACAGCGCAUCCACGGUGCCGUUUUUGGGCUCCCGGGGACCGCUCAAUUUACGACCCAAGGAUGGCACUGCGGUCAUAUCAGAGAAACAGGGCUGGUUGUUUUUGAGGACGAUGUCAGGUAAACCGAUUCGGUACACCUGGACUCGGAGGUGGUACUACUGCCGUGACGGCGUCUUUGGAUGGUUAGUGCCUGGGCCUCAAGGAGUACUCCAAGGCGAUGAAAUAGGCGUUUUGCUUUGCAAUGCCAAGCCUGCAGUCGGCGAAGAGCGUCGCUUCUGUUUCGAAGUCAAAACGAAGAACCAGACCAUGAUGGUACAAGCUGAGAACCAAAGGGAGCUCAUGGAAUGGCUUGAAGUUUUCGAGGCUACCAAGAAGAAGGCGUUCGAAACAAGUAUGAGCAAUAAUGAUAACUCUGUUGCCGGUGGCACUGACCCGGCCUUCUCGAUACACCCACCCAGCGCUCCGGAGUUUUCAGCCAAGGCCUUUGAUAACCCGACGGCCGCCGUUGAUGACGCUGGCCCCGGGUUUGACCGAAGCGCUACUCUUUACAUACCCGGGCAAGAUGUACAUGUUGGAGCUCGUCACAGUGUUGACGUUAACAAUGCAAGUUUGGGCCGGCGCUCCUUUAGUGCACUGGGAAGAGAUUUGGCUCGAGAAGAUGACGAAAGCAGGCGAGAACAUGCUGCAAGAAUCAUUCAGAAACUGGACCUUCAUAGAAAAUCGACGUUUGGACCUGGGGUCGAGCCCGUGCCACUGAGCCCAGGUAUGCCAAACAACGGUAUUGCGAGUCUCAUAUCUGCCAGCCAUAACCUGCUACCCGCUCAUCCGGGGACGCAGGUAUCUGCCAGUACUCCUAAGCAACCUUCGGGAUUUCUGCCAUCGCUGGAUACCCCUCCGGGAUCUCUUGCUCCCUUGACUUUGGCCAAACCACCGGCUACAACAAGCCUAAGUCGGGCAGCUGUGCUCUUGACCGCUGAGAAACGUUCUGUGUCCAACAGCAGGAAAUUGCCAACUUCAGUCGUUGCAAAUUACUGGGGCAGCAAUGUAUGGGCUACGAUUAAUACGCCUGAGCAGCCAGUCUUGCCAAGACGCGACGAUGAUGAUCCGAUCGGUGUGGUUCUGGCACAAAACUCGGAGACCAGUCUCCCUGGAGCUGGUAGCCAAGGCCAUACUAGCCGUCCACUUCCACGCAAUUAUCCAACGGAGCUGAGAGCUCAAAAUGCCCAGUUUCGCCUGCUUUUCCCGAAUGCGCCGCUAGGAGAAAACCUUGUCUUGGUCUUUCGUGCGGCGUGGUCGAGUUCCAAAGCACGAGACUCCCCAAGUGACACCCUUGCUGGAGACGGUAGAAUUUAUGUCACACCUGAUAACAUGUAUUUUUACAGCCAACAGAUGGGCCUCGUCACAGCAUACGGCAUCAGUCUCGACAUAAUUACAGAGGUGACAAGUGCUGCCGGGAAGGACUGUGACUUUAUCUUCAUACAUCUUGGCCAAGACACAAACGAGACUGGCUAUACCCGCAUUACUAUCAAGGUGUUCUUGGACGACCUCCACCUCCUCCAUACUCGCCUGAACCUACUGGUGGAUAACUUGCAAGCCGAGGAGCCCAUGGAUACACAAGAUAUUAUUUCAGCGUUGAUCAACGUUGAGAAGGAAGAAUUUGAGCGGCCUAGCCCUGGCGCUGAAAGCUGGGAAGGCUUGUCGCCGAUCUCACCCAUUGAUGAUGGCACCUCUUCUGGCUUGCCAUUAGCAAGAAGCCAGCGUGAAUACGGGUCCCAUCUUCAUCCGUCCAGGUCGCCGCUACGACUCCCAGGAAAGCUACAUCUCCCGUCACGACCCGUCGUCUAUGAGCCCGAGAGCAUGACACAAAUGGCUGCCGAACGGCACUUCGAAAUUAGUGCCAAAGCAUGCUUCCAUGUGCUUUUCGGCGAUAAGAGUUUCGUCUUUCCCAAGCUCUACUUCGAGCACCGAGCCCAGCAGAUUGCGCAGGGACCUUGGGUGCUUGUUGAUCAAGGACAAAUGCGGCGAGAAUUUCACUUCAAGGUGGAUUGUGUUGAUAUGCUUGGCCGGAAGAAAUCGGAGAAUGUUAUCGACUACCAGAGUAUUGACGUAUACAGUGACCAUGUCACGUACGUUGUGACCCAUAUCAAAACGGCAUGGCAUCUGCCUCAUUCGGGUAGCUUCAAGCUGGUGACGAAAAUUGUCAUUACACACGUGGCAAAAUCUAAAUGCAAGCUCGCUGCGUACGUCAAGAUUGACUGGUCCAAAACGCCAGCACUCUCGAAGAAUUUGGUUGAGCGGCAGGCUCUGCGUGACGCUAUCAAUGACGCAGAAGAAAUGGCAGAAUUGGCGACAGAUCAAGUUCGUAAGCUGGGACCUCGAAGCCGAACGAAUAGAGCCAUCCAGGUAUACGGCCAUGUCGGCCAGCAGACGCAGGUGGUUGUGUUUUCGCCGGCGGCUGCGGAGUCGAGCAAGAAGCAAGCGAUCAAGCCACGUACAUUAACGGCCAUGCUAUUCGAAACCGUCCGGUCGUUCGGAGAGAGUGCAGUCUCUUCACUCAUUAUGUGGGCAUUUGCGGGAUUGAAGACACUCUUUGGCAUCAUUACGGCGCACCGGGUCAUUGUUAUCCUUUUGGGCUUGAGUGCCCUGAUGAACCUAUUGUUGACUUCGGCAGAGUCUUCAACCUGGUGGAAAGAGCGCAGCGCGGCAAGAUUUAUGCGACGAAUCGGUGUAGCACCUAACCCAAUGAUGAGCAAAGCAAUUUACUUUGCGGAUCUGGAUGAGGCUACCGGUACUCACGGGCAUGAAUUGAAGUUUCCCAAGAACAGUUCAUGUUUCGGCACGUAUAAGAGCCUCUUGGACACAACUGAGAUUGACAUUCCCUGGGAUGAAGCCGGCGCCACGCUGUCAUCGCCGUCGAGUCGAGCGACUGCACGAAGACUGCGACGAACGAGGCAGCGUUUAGGAUCAUACCGACACGACUUGGUGGUGGCGAUGCGCGUAGUCAACAGCAUAGAGAGGGAGAUGUUGCAGUCUGAAUGGGAGAAUUGGUUAAUCAAUGAGAAAUCGCUGUGCGACGACCUCGACCUGGUGCUGGUGGAAGAUGGCAAGGACGAAUUAGCCAAGGGCAGCUCACAGAAUCAAAAGAUGAUGGGGUCAUUGACGGGAAGUCGGAAGAAGGCAUUGCAGGAAUGGAGAGAUGAUUAUUGUGGCAGCUGUCGACGGGAUUUCGAAUCUGUCAUCAAAGAGAGAAUAGUAACGGGGGUCCUCCGAGCCGCGAAAAGGCAUGUCGUCAUCGUCGUCGUCGUCGUCGGCGUGAACAAAAUUCGCGGUGCCAUGGCGAGCCAUCAUCUGUCGUUUCAGGCCCUGGCGCCCAUCAAUUGGAACGACGUACCACGUCAAGACUUCCAGUCCUUUCUAGACAGCACCUUUAAAGACGCCCACGUCAUCAUCGACUCAGUUCCCUCCACUGUGACACCCGCUGCAAAACCACCUCCCACAGGACGAGCUCGAGCAAAGACCGAUUCCGCUCUAGUAUAUACAGACAUCCAACGAUCAUUAUCGUUGCACCAAUCGCCCGCUGCUGCUGCUUUAUCUGCACAAUUGCGGAAGGAGUGGAAGGAGAUCAAGACAAACCCCAAAGAUAACCCCCUGGGCAUCACCGUGCACAGGCUAGCUGCGAAAGAUGGCAAAGGUGCAUGGUUUGCUAGGCGCAGUGUCCAUGAGGGCUUGUCCUUUGAGCAGUGGAAAUCGGGACUCGAGAGAGAGUUUGCUGAGACCAUGAAGGUGCAGGGAUCACCGGGAAGCGGCAAUAUUCGCGGAAUUGGCGCUGAUAGAAAUGUUGAGCAUCACGUCGUGGAUGCCGGUCAUGUUGAUGUGUUUCAACUUUCUGCUCAGUUCCCAGGCCCAACAGCCCCGCGGGACUUCAUCACACUACUCCUCACAUCCGACUUUUCACACAUAAAGUCUGACCAACAGCAACAACCACCUUUACGGCAGUAUAUUGUGGUGUCGAAGCCAUGUGUUCACCCUGAUUGUCCCCCUCGCCAGGGCAUAAUUCGAGGACAGUACGAGUCAGUCGAAAUCAUACGGGAAGUCCCCAUUCAUGGUGAUGCCGCCGCAAACAAGAGAUCCUUCUCUUCGGCCGAUUUGCUGGCUGACGACAGUCGUAAAUCAAUGUCCCCUAGUCGAUCUAGCGAUGACCUUCAGACGCCUCGAGCAAUUGAGUGGCUCAUGGUGACGAGAAGUGAUCCUGGUGGUAGCGUGCCACGGUUUCUAAUCGAGAGAGGAACCCCCCCGGGUAUCAUUGGUGACGCAGCCAAGUUCCUGGAUUGGGUCUCGUCGACAACCCAUAAGGAUGGUACCCCUCGUUCUGCCCAGGAGACCGAUCAGCGCAAUAAAAACAACGAGAACCCUGGCAAUGGCAGUGUUAAUGGAAAUGUUCCGGCCGUGACCAUUAAUGAUAAUGCCCGAACACCACCAGAGAUGUCUUUCAAUGACGACCAAGAUAGCAGAGAUCAUGAACAAGGCUAUGGCGAAUGGAUACCGAGCAGCACUGGUCUGUAUGGAAUAAUUAGUGGUGCAUUUGGUGUUGCAGGCUCUAUUGCUUCUGGCCUUCGAUCACAAUUCAGCAAUCCGCUGAGCUUCAACAGCAGUCAGGACAGCUUAGCGGAUAGCCAGCCUAUACCCGAAGAAGAUGAAAACGAAGACGACAACGCAUCACAAAGCGACACAUCUUCCACGCGCAGCUUCACAUCCGCACCGGAGAAAACUCUGACCCGCGAAAAGGCAUCUGAUAGCAUGACUGGCAGCGUUUCUGACGAAUCAAAGUCGCAGCGCCUACAGCCAACAGAAAAAGAUCUCCAGAGGCUCGUGGACCGGCGCCAAAAGCUACAAAGGAAUUACACUCAGUUCAUGGAGCGGAUGGAAACAAAACGUCUUGGCGAGAAAGAAAAAGACGCUGCAUCACAAGCUAAACACCGCGAGAGAAUCGACAAGGAAAUGGCCAAGCGAGAAGCUAAGCAUAACCGCGACAUGCGAAAGCUCGAGGAGAAGCGUGAGCAGGAGGAACGAAAGGCAGAAGCGCGGAGGAAAAAGGCCGCUGAGAGAGAGGAAAAAUCUAGCCUGACGCUGGCGUUGGAGAAGGCCAGGGCGGACAACGAUGUUGCAAUGAAGCAGAUCGAGUUGCUGCGUGGUCAAGUCGGGGAGCUCCAGGCGCAGAACACUAUGCUUGUGGCAAAGCUGGGGCGUAUGGGGGCAUUAAAUAGGGAGGACUCGUCAUCUUCAAAGACGAAUUCUAUCAAGUCAUUGAAAUCUUGA